AAUUUAUCAAUUAAAAAACAAAUACAAACACACAUACCAACAUGCAAGGAUACAGAUCAUACACCAUGGAAAGCCAUCACAAUCAUCAUCAUGAUGCCAACGAUCAAAAGCCAUUGGUUGUGGACUUAAUGUCCGGCCAAUAUGGCAAACCACAAACCCCACCACCAUCUCCUACUGAAUGCCUUUCAAGCCCCGAUACCUCAUUGAACGGUAGCCGCAACAACUCCUGCGAAAUUCCCGCCGAUCCCUCGGUCCGCCGUUAUCGCACUGCCUUCACUCGCGAUCAAUUGGCCCGCUUGGAAAAGGAAUUCUACAAGGAAAACUAUGUCUCCCGUCCUCGUCGCUGCGAAUUGGCCGCCCAAUUGAACUUGCCCGAAUCCACCAUUAAGGUUUGGUUCCAAAACCGCCGCAUGAAGGACAAGCGUCAACGCAUUGCCGUCGCCUGGCCCUAUGCUGCUGUCUACUCUGAUCCCGCUUUUGCCGCCUCCAUCUUGCAAGCCGCCGCCAACAGUGUCGGCAUGCCCUAUGCUCCCUAUCCAGCUGCCGCCGCCAAUCCCAUGUUGGCCUCUGCCAUGCCCACCAUGCCUGUUCAUGGCCACAAUCCCUAUGGACAAUACCGUUACACACCCUACCACUUGCCCAGCCGUCCCACACAUGCUGCUCCUCAUCCCCAUCUAGGCCAUGCCAUGCCACCACAUAUGGCCGCCGCCGCUCCCAUGGCUGCUGCUGCUGCCGCCGCCGGUUAUCCAGCUGCCAUGCUUGGUGUGAUGCCACCCACCAAUGCUGCUCCCUCCGCCUAUGCCAACAAGACCCAAACACCUCCAUUGGAUUUACAAUCAUCCUCCUCACCACACUCCUCAACCUUGUCAUUGAGUCCCGCCGGUUCGGAUCACACCAAAGUAUUCGACCGCAGUCUAAGUCCAUUGCGUCCUGCCAUGCCACAACAACACCAACCCAUUCAAUUGCCUUUGUUGCAAGCCCACGACAACAACUCCUGCUCAUCAUCCAACAACAGCAUGCACUUCUCCGCCGCCGCCGCUCCCUCAUCAGCUGGACUACUGAUGCCCUCUGCCAAACGUCCUGCCUCCUCAAUGUCACCACCACCAGUCCAAACCUCGGGUUUGGUUUCAGAUCCCAAACCCAAACUAUUCAAACCCUACAAGACUGAGGCCUAA
Molecule: messenger RNA, 1175 nt
Organism: Musca vetustissima
Lineage: Eukaryota; Metazoa; Arthropoda; Insecta; Diptera; Muscidae
Gene: eve
Product: segmentation protein even-skipped
Exons: 2
Coding region: 42-1175 (377 amino acids)
Biological process (GO): regulation of transcription by RNA polymerase II
Cellular component (GO): nucleus
Molecular function (GO): DNA-binding transcription factor activity, RNA polymerase II-specific; RNA polymerase II cis-regulatory region sequence-specific DNA binding
Source: RefSeq, a predicted model, not a curated record